This is a messenger RNA of Opisthocomus hoazin, 691 nucleotides long. NCBI's taxonomy places the organism in Eukaryota, Metazoa, Chordata, Aves, Opisthocomiformes, Opisthocomidae. The record is from RefSeq and is a predicted model, not a curated record.
GAUACAACACAGUAACUUUUAAAACCAAUCUUCUUGUUUCGUAUAGCUGUAUUACCAAGUCUUAAACUUUGCGAUGAUAGUGUCUUCUGCCCUUAUGAUAUGGAAGGGGCUGAUCGUCAUUACUGGCAGCGAAAGCCCUAUUGUUGUGGUGCUCAGUGGCAGCAUGGAGCCAGCUUUUCACAGGGGAGACCUGUUGUUCUUAACAAAUUUCCAUGAUGACCCAAUCAGAGCUGGUGAAAUAGUUGUUUUUAAAGUUGAAGGCAGAGACAUUCCAAUAGUUCACAGAGUAAUCAAGAUACAUGAAAAAGAAAAUGGGAACAUCAAAUUUCUGACUAAAGGUGAUAACAAUGAAGUUGAUGAUAGAGGCUUGUACAAAGAGGGUCAGAACUGGUUAGAGAAGAAGGAUGUUGUUGGAAGAGCCAGAGGAUUUUUGCCUUAUGUUGGUAUGGUAACUAUAAUAAUGAAUGACUAUCCAAAAUUUAAGUAUGCUCUUCUGGCAGUAAUGGGAGCAUAUGUACUGCUGAAACGUGAAUCCUGAAAAGAAAAAAGGUCACGUUUCCAAGAAUGAAGUACAAAGUUAAAUAUACAGGGGGAAAAAACCUAAUAUAUUUCAGAUGUUUUCAUUUCUGUAUACAAUUACAAAACUGUGCAAGCUUUUGUCUUGUCUAAAUAAACUGUACAACUGAUGAGU